Messenger RNA from Anarrhichthys ocellatus (wolf-eel), 825 nucleotides. RefSeq names its product proopiomelanocortin a (gene pomca). Gene Ontology annotation, biological process: neuropeptide signaling pathway. NCBI's taxonomy places the organism in Eukaryota, Metazoa, Chordata, Actinopteri, Perciformes, Anarhichadidae. Gene Ontology annotation, cellular component: extracellular region. The transcript is spliced from 3 exons. Bases 82 to 777 code for a protein of 231 amino acids. The record is from RefSeq and is a predicted model, not a curated record. Gene Ontology annotation, molecular function: neuropeptide hormone activity.
ACUAAAGUGGAGAACAACAGAAAUCUCAGUCCAACAGCUGAACGAACUCAAAACAGCAGCGAGAGAGAGACGGCGAGAGAAAUGUGUCUUGCGUGGCUAUUGGUGGCUGUGGUGGUGGUGGGCGUGGCCAGAGGAGACGCCAGUCAGUGCUGGGAACAUCCGAGCUGUCAGGACGUCAACUCUGAGACGAGCAUGAUGGAGUGCAUCAAGCACUGUCGCUCCGACCUCACCGCCGAGGUGCCCGUCAUCCCGGGUGCAGCCCACCUCCAACCCCCUCCUCCUCCUGCUCCUCCAUCAGACCCCGAGUCUCUGCCUCCCCUCUCUUUUUUAUCUCCCUCCUCCUCCUUCUCCUUCCCCUCCACUCCUCAGGCCAAGCGCUCCUACUCCAUGGAGCACUUCCGCUGGGGGAAGCCCGUUGGGCGCAAGCGCCGCCCGGUCAAAGUCUACGCCUCCAACGGCGUGGAGGAAGAGUCGGCCGAGCUGUUCCCCGGAGAGAUGAGGAGGCGGGAGCUAGCCGGCAAGAUGAUGAUGGAGGACGAGGAGAAGGCGCAGGAGGUGGCAGAGGAGGAGGCGGAGGAGCAGGAGCAGCUCCCCGGUGACCUCCACGAGAAGAAAGACGGCACCUACAAGAUGAAGCACUUCCGCUGGAGCGGCCCGCCGGCCAGCAAGCGCUACGGCGGCUUCAUGAAGAGCUGGGACGAGCGCAGCCAGAGGCCGCUGCUCACGCUCUUCAAAAACGUCAUCAACAAAGACGGACAGCAGGAGGGAGAGCAGUGAGGGAGGGAGGAGGAGGAGGAGAGGGAGGGAGGAGAGGGAGGGAGGAAA